Molecule: messenger RNA, 750 nt
Organism: Talaromyces stipitatus ATCC 10500
Lineage: Eukaryota; Fungi; Ascomycota; Eurotiomycetes; Eurotiales; Trichocomaceae
Exons: 2
Coding region: 1-750 (249 amino acids)
Source: RefSeq, a predicted model, not a curated record
AUGUUCCAAAAGAGAGCCCUCUAUAUCCCCUUCACCAUCCUCCUCAUCACAGCAACCAUCCAACUCGCACUCGUCUCUCGAAUGGUUGCAUUUCUGCACAUUCAAAAGACUGAAGUUGACUCUUAUCAUGUCUUGAGCAACAAUGCUACCGACCAUACUGCAAACAGAGAGGAUUUCUAUCUCCAUGUUCUACCGGAAAAACUAUCCCUGAAUCAGGGACAUGUCACCAACGGUGCAGCGGGAUACGGGUUGGUGCUGAGUAUUGCCUCCUUGGUAGCCAAUGUUUUUCUUAGGAGGGAUGCGUAUAAAAAGCGCCACAAAUCCAUCCUCCUAACAAUAACCAUUUCCCUCUCUCUCCUAGUCCUCUUCACCCUCUCAGCACUCGUCUACGUCGUUUCGGUAACCUACCUCACGAUCAACAACAAAAUCGACAUGGACGUUGCGCGCGCCGUUUCCUCGAAAAGCCAGCCAUACAACAUCGACAGCUGGACGCCCGAAACUUGGUAUCGAGCUUUACUUCUACUCCCGCUUGAGCAAGACACGAUUGAAAGCUUGAACAGCGCACACCACGAAAUGGUUGCUUGGAGGUGGUGGGUUUUGUUUUAUCACAUUGUGGAUUCGUUGGUAUUUUGGUGGACGGGGAUGGUUUUGGUGAGGGUAUGGAGGAAGAAGAGGGAUAGUCCUAGUUCUGAGGAAUUGGUGGAGUAUGGGGUUGGGUAUGCUGGAGAGAGGAGGGAGAGUAGGAAAUAG